CCAGGCCUUCUCCACGGAAAUCCAACUUGACCACUUACAUUUUUAAUGUCUCAAUUUCUCUUACUUUCCCAACAAAAACUCUCAUAUUUCCAUGAAAGCUUUGCUCAUACCUCGAUCCCUAUAUAAUGCCUCCCUUCUCUUGUCAACCCCAAAACUCCUCCCACCCAAUUUCUCUACUCACAACCACAACACCCUCUUGAAUCCCAUGGCUGCUUGCAUCAACACUUCCCGAGCCAACACAUCCACAAACCAGCCACUCCCUCGCGACCAUGAAACACAAUACAAUUUCAUCAAGUACGACUGUCGUGUUUCCGAUCAAGUUUCCCACAUACCCAUUUGCCAGAACCGAACAAAAACCACGCAGACUCGCAGACUGGUGGAUGAUCUGGACCCAGAGGAAGAAAGGGGCGAUGCUUUAUGGCUCAAAAUGCAAGACGAAGCCCGCUCGGAUAUUGAUCAGGAACCCAUUUUGUCUAGCUACUAUUACACUUCUAUUUUGUCUCACACCUCUCUGGAAAGCGCCUUGGCUAAUCAUAUGUCUGUCAAGUUGAGCAAUUCUAGUCUUUCCAGUAGUACCCUUGUGGAUAUUUUCAUGGGGGUGUUUCUAGAAGAUGGGGAAGUCAUUAGGGCUGUGAGGGAUGAUUUAAGAGCAGUGAAGGAGAGAGACCCAGCUUGCAUUAGUUAUACUCAGUGCUUCUUGAAUUUCAAGGGCUUUUUGGCUUGCCAGUCACAUAGGGUGGCACAUAAGUUGUGGUCACAGGGCAGGAAGGUGUUGGCCUUGUUGAUUCAGAACAGGGUUUCGGAGGUUUUCGCUGUGGAUAUUCAUCCCGGGGCGAAAAUCGGACAUGGGUUGUUGCUGGAUCAUGCUACUGGUUUAGUGGUGGGGGAGACGGCGGUGAUUGGGAACAAUGUGUCAAUUUUGCACAAUGUGACAUUGGGAGGGACUGGGAAGGUGUGUGGGGAUAGGCAUCCGAAAAUUGGUGAUGGGGUGCUUAUAGGGGCAGGGACUUGUAUUUUGGGGAACAUUAGAAUUGGGGAGGGAGCUAAGAUUGGGGCUUGUUCUGUGGUGCUGAAAGAUGUGCCAGCAAGAACUACUGCAGUUGGGAACCCAGCUAGGUUGAUUGGAGGGAAGGAGAAUCCAAAGAAGCUUGACAAGAUGGCUAGCUUCACUAUGGACCAUACUUCCCACAUAACUGAGUGGUCUGAUUAUGUUAUUUAGAGAGGGGUUUACAUUUUUAGUUGUUCGGCCCUUUGCAAUAUCAAUUAGUUGGUAUUUGUAACCUUAUUGUUUGUGGUGUAAGUGAGAACCCAAGUUCUCCUAAUAGCAAACAGAGAGGCGUUAAGCUGAUAAAAAUGUGUUGAAGCAGCUGGUUCGUGCUGGUGUAUCAUUUAUCAGUUCUGGCCUGUGAUCGUAGUGAGAACUGAGGUUCUCCUAUUGGCAAACAGAGUCUUAGAGGUAAACAGCUGCCUUGUGAUUAUAUGUACUAUUCUGUAUCAUCUCGUGGUAUUAAUAUGAAGUUAUGAAGUAGUUUCUUUA
Messenger RNA from Rosa rugosa (rugosa rose), 1537 nucleotides. Its product is annotated as serine acetyltransferase 1, chloroplastic-like. The record is from RefSeq and is a predicted model, not a curated record. Bases 92 to 1219 code for a protein of 375 amino acids. Gene Ontology annotation, cellular component: cytoplasm; cytosol. Lineage: Eukaryota; Viridiplantae; Streptophyta; Magnoliopsida; Rosales; Rosaceae. The transcript has a single exon. Gene Ontology annotation, molecular function: L-serine O-acetyltransferase activity.